Chelonoidis abingdonii (Abingdon island giant tortoise) is the source of this 4116-nucleotide messenger RNA. It is a transcript of the gene SLC35H1, whose product is annotated as solute carrier family 35 member H1. NCBI's taxonomy places the organism in Eukaryota, Metazoa, Chordata, Testudines, Testudinidae. The record is from RefSeq and is a predicted model, not a curated record.
CCCUGCAGCGGCCUUUCUCGGGGCGUGGCAGCCCCCGGGCCGUGCCAUGGGCAGGCGGCCGCCAGGCCUGGCCUUGCUGGGGAAGGCGGCGCUGACGCUGGGGCUGGUGCUGCUCUAUUACUGCUUCUCUAUCGGCAUCACCUUCUACAACAAGUGGCUGAUGAAGAGUUUCCAUUUUCCUCUUUUCAUGACCCUGCUGCACCUCCUGGUUAUUUUCCUGCUCUCCGCUCUGACCAGGGCCCUGAUGCAUUGCUGUACCAAGAGGUCCCGUGUGGUGCUGACCUGGGCUGACUAUCUCAGAAGGGUGGCUCCAACAGCAUUGUCGACUGCCUUGGACAUUGGGUUGAGCAAUUGGAGCUUCCUGUACAUCACAGUCUCUCUCUACACAAUGACAAAAUCCUCUGCUAUCCUCUUCAUCCUGCUCUUCUCCCUGAUCUUCAAACUGGAGGAGCUGAGGAUGGCGCUGGUGCUGGUGGUUCUGCUCAUUGCCGGGGGGCUCUUCAUGUUCACGUACGAGUCCACACAGUUCAACAUGGAGGGGUUUGCGCUGGUGCUGGGUGCCUCCUUCCUUGGGGGCAUUCGCUGGACUCUCACCCAGAUGCUCAUGCAGAAGGCCGAGCUGGGGCUUCAGAAUCCCAUUGACACCAUGUUCCACCUGCAGCCUCUUAUGUUCCUGGGGCUCUUCCCUCUCUUUGCUGUGUUUGAGGGGUUGCCCUUAUCUACGUCGGAGAAGUUGUUCCGUUUCCAUGAGGCAGGGCUGUUGCUCAAUGUGGUGGGGAAGCUCUCGUUAGGGGGGUUUCUUGCUUUCGGCCUGGGCUUCUCCGAGUUCCUCUUGGUUUCCAGAACCUCCAGCCUCACUCUCUCCAUUGCUGGCAUUUUUAAGGAAAUCUGCACCUUGCUGCUGGCCACUCACUUGCUGGGAGACCACCUGAACCUCCUGAACUGGGUGGGCUUUGCUGUCUGCCUAUCGGGAAUCUCCCUGCAUGUCACUCUCAAAGCCUUCAGUUCGAAAGGUGAAAAGGAGUCAAAGCUACACAAAGGGACCAGCUCCAGCCCUGACCUGGAACUGCUGCUGCAGCGCAGUGAGGCUGAGGAGGAGGAAGAGGAAGCUGUAACUGAACUACAGCACUAAUUUGGCCCUGAGCACAAUGCCCCUGCUGCAUCUGAUCAUCAGACACAACUGAGCAGCAAACAGGUCCAAUAAUCUUGGGCUGCCGGCUCCUUGAGGUCGGGCACACGAGAGGAAGUAGAGCUGGUGAGGGGCCUGCUGCUCAGCACCCCCAGCCCAGAUCCAUGGAGCCUGUUUGGGUGCAACAGGCAGCACUACACGCUUCCCCUUAAAAGGGAUUGGAAGAGAAACCCAGCUGUAGUGUGGGGGAUGGGGCACAGAAAUGAAGAUUGUAGAGCGAGGGGAGCCCACAGGCUGCAGGUCAUGGAGAUGAGGGUCAGGGCUUACUAUGGACUCUUCCUCCAACUUGUUCUGUUGUCGGUUCCAACGAAAGAAGGCAGAAGGGCCCCUUUGGGGCUCUUUCCCCACAGCUUUGCCGCUCAGAGCCCUUACAUUCUCUGAAGUUGAUGGUAAUAUAUAAAAUCUGGGACUUGCCCCUAUGGGGCAGCCAUUAUACCCAAUAACCUGAUUGGUCCCAGCACAAUGUGAAGAGAGGAUACUCCCUACUUGUUAUUGGGGACCAAUCCAGGCAGGAUAAUCAGGGAAAGAUGUGCACUGCUGGCCCCGUGGGGCUCUAUGGGGCAUUAAGGGCCAGGGUGUCUAGGCAGCAAAUUUCUUUAUUGAAAAGAGUUCUGAUUUUUCAUGGAAAUAAAAUGACUAGCCAGCUCUCGCCUCUGCAUGCAGCUGAAUGUGUGUGCACCUGUUACAGAAAAGCAGAGGCAACUCCCUCCCUCCAUCCAAGCCGUUACCUCUAUCCUGGCACCGUCCUGUGGGAUGUUCAUACUGCCACUUGCCCAGAGAGUCUCCCUGGCCUGGCACACAAGAUGCUUUUGGCUGCAGUAGGUAGGUGUCAGUGCAGAGUGCUGAAUGGCACUGGUCUUCAGCCCCCUUGUCCUCUCCAGGAAAUUAUUAUAAAGAGAACUGCAAGGUGUCUCACCUCUGGACUGCCUCGUCCCUAGCAUGCCUGAAGAGCAAGUUGUGCUCUCUGCUGACUUCCACCAGAAGGAGGUAGAAGAGGAGUGUUUCCUAGAAGUCCAUGUACCAAGAAGGAGGCAAAGGUUUUAGUGUCAUGGGUUCCUGCAGCAGCUUGCACACUGUAACUGCCCUUGACUUUAGGCAAUAACUCCUGCUGCCAGGUUAAGGGCCCAGCUGCUCUUUCCUGGCAGCACAGGUUCGGUUAUGAGUUUUGAGAAUUAAUAUAGUGUUCCCAGAAAUGGACAGCAGGUGGCACUACGACCCCAUAUUCCAAAGCCACGUUGCCACCCAGGCAAGAGAAGAGGGGGGUGUGUGAGUGUGAGUGUGUGUGAGAGAGAGAGAGGAAAAAAAAGUAGGGCCCUACCAAAUUCAUGUCCCUGAAGACCACAUCACGGACCAUGAAAUCAGACCUCCCUAUGAAAUCUAGCUGUUGGAGAGAGAGAGGGGCAGAGCUUGGAGCACCCUGGCUGGGAGCGCCUACCAUUCACCAGGCUCCAGCUGCUAGUCUGCUGGGCUAGGGAGGGACAGGACUUCCUUUUCCUCUGCAUGGCCGCUCUUGGGGGGUUGUGAGAGAUCAGACCCAUCUCUGGGUACCUCCCCCAGCUGCAGGAAGCUGCAUGGCUGCUGCCUUCAGAGCCCAGCUCUGAAAGCAACACAGAAAUGAGAAUAGUAGUCUUGUACCUCACCUACAACAGCUUUGUGACCCCGUGGCCCUCUUCAGGGUCUGGGAGUGGGGCUUUAAUCUGAGCUACUCGUACCCUGAUUUUCAGAUAGCUCUCACCUCAGAGCAAUGUUCUGACACUGCCAGUGAGGAUCCGGCUACCUUGUCACUGAAUUCACUUUCCUGAUGGAAGUGCCAGAGCCAUGAGUGAACUUUAAAGUAACUGACUUGCACCUCCCAGGGCCUGGCAGCUUUUCCAUGAGAGUGUGAAACUAAAAUCUCCAUAUGUCUGCCCUGCCCUGCUGGAGGGAAGAGCUCAGAAAUCUGCCUCUCCAAGAUCUGGGAGCUGCUGCCAGGAGGGUUCAACACCAUCUCAUUUCAGGAGGGCAGAGAGGAAGCCUCAGCUCCGAGUGUCUGUGUUGUGGUUCCCUUGCCUGGGCAGGGCAGAGUGGUGAUAACUGUGGCUCUACCAUCCAUUCUCUAGCAGGCACUGUCUGACAGUCUCUUUCUAGAUCCUAUGUCUGGGAAGAGAAGCAUGGAGACACCUACUGCUUCACUUUAUCUGCCCCAAUAUUUGCUUUAGGAAGCCAGAGCCUGCGGCAAGGAAUUGUCAUUACGGUGAAGCAGCCUUCACCUCUAUAUGUCCAGUGCAGCUUUGGGCCAGGCUGGGAAGGUCGGAGGCUAUGGGAGGACGCUCUGGUCCAGUUUUCUAUGAGGCUCGCCAGGAGUGACAGUGGAACUGUGUCCUCUCCUUUCUUGCCCCAUGAAUUAGACAUGCCCCUGUGGGAAGCUCAGUAAUGCUUUUAUUAAUAAUUAAUUACUCCCUGUUCCUUGGCAGGGAAAUGAGCCUCACUGAGGCCUCAUAAAUCCAGGCAGGGACCCUGCGAUAAAAGGCAGGAGGAGUUCAUUGCGGGGCACCUUCCGGAGCUGCCACAGCAGCUAUGGCAUUUAGUGAAUAAUGAAUGUCUGUGGAAAGGAUGGGUCUGACCCUGCACGCUGGCACAACCAGCAUCUGGGUGCCUUCCACUUUCUGGAGCCUUUCUGAGCGCUUUUUCUGUUGCUUGCUGGGGAGGUCUUCUGUGCUCUGAGCCAGUGGAUGUUUCUGAGGGGCUCGUGCAUCUGCAAGGGCCCCUGUAUAGCAGGAAAUUCAUGUUGUCUUGCUCUCUAGAAAUGAGACAUUGUCCCAUUUUUACCUCACUGCCCCUUGCUGUUCCCUGUCAGGAACUUUGAGGGGCACAGGAUUGGAUCACAGUGUGGACAGGCAGCCUCUGUACAGGGCUGGGCUAGGACAGUGAACUUCAUCCAGAAUAUA